Messenger RNA from Aspergillus ibericus CBS 121593, 884 nucleotides. Its product is annotated as DUTPase Dut. The transcript has 3 exons. The record is from RefSeq and is a predicted model, not a curated record. Bases 182 to 754 code for a protein of 190 amino acids. Lineage: Eukaryota; Fungi; Ascomycota; Eurotiomycetes; Eurotiales; Aspergillaceae. Gene Ontology annotation, biological process: dUMP biosynthetic process; dUTP catabolic process. Gene Ontology annotation, molecular function: magnesium ion binding; dUTP diphosphatase activity.
CUCACCGCCAGACGCGUCCCACGCUCCAAUGGCAGCCCAACCCACCAUGAAGGGCCUCGCCCUCGCAUAUCGUCAAACCCAUCGACACACCGCAUUUCUACCAUUGCCAUUGCAGCUGCCAUUCUUCUUUCAGAACUCCUCCCGCAGAAUCUCCUCCUCUUUCCUCCUCCACCACCAGAUCAUGACCAAGGAGACCACCCCUCCUCCCACCACUACCACCCACGAACCCCCCUCCCUUCCAGCCUCUCCCCUCGCCAAACGCACCAAGCCCAACACCACCACCACCACCACCACCGAAUCAUCCAAAAUGGGCUCCAACGGCACCCCCCUCCCCCCUCUCCAAGUGAAGAAGCUCACUCCCACCGGCCGCGCCCCGACCCGCGGAUCCGCCUUCGCCGCCGGCUACGACAUCUACAGUUCCAAGGAGACCGUCGUGCCCGCCAAGGGCAAGGUCCUGGUUGACACGGGAAUUGCCAUUGCUGUACCGGAGGGAACAUACGGCCGCAUCGCCCCCCGCAGCGGUCUCGCCUCGAAACACUUCAUCGAUACCGGCGCGGGCGUCAUCGACGCGGAUUACCGGGGUGAAGUCAAGGUGUUGUUGUUUAAUUUCUCGGAUGUGGAUUUUACGAUUCAGGAGGGGGAUCGUGUGGCGCAGUUGGUUUUGGAGAGGAUCUAUACCCCCGAGGUGGUGGUGGUUGAGGAAUUGGCUGAGAGUGUUCGUGGCGCGGGGGGGUUUGGAAGUACGGGUGUUUAAAAAAUUUUGGGGAUGAGGUUUGGGGUUGGAAUUGGUGGGUGGAAUUGGGUGGGUUAUGGCGUAUGAAUGAAAAGCAUGGCAUGAAUGAUAUACCAUUUACAUUAGAUUUAAAUUCACAUUUACAUUGAAA